Molecule: messenger RNA, 1201 nt
Organism: Cucumis sativus (cucumber)
Lineage: Eukaryota; Viridiplantae; Streptophyta; Magnoliopsida; Cucurbitales; Cucurbitaceae
Exons: 4
Source: RefSeq, a predicted model, not a curated record
AUGGAGGAAGCCGCUAUGCGCCAGAAGUCGCAAAUCAGAUGGUUGAAGCUAGAUGACCAGAAUACUGCCUUUUUUCAUCGAUAUGUUCGAUCAAGGCAGAGCAGCAAUGCUUUGAGAUCAGUUAUUGACCCAGAUGGAAAUUUGUUGACUAACCAUGAUCAGGUGGAAAGGCUCCAGGCCGUGAUGGGUAUUCAGUUGGCUUCUUCAAAGGAGCUUGGACAGUGGUUGGAGGGCUUCUGUGAUGUCGUCUUACACUUCUUUGAGACCAAUUACUUCCCUCAAGGGGUGAAUACGACUGCUAUUACACUUAUUCCUAAAAGGAAUGGUGUUAAUCGAUUGGAGGAUUUCAGCCCUAUAUCUUGUUGUAGCGUUAUUUAUAAGUGCAUUUCAAGAAUAUUGGUAGAUAGGCUUCGUGUGUGGCUUCCUUCUUUUGUUAGUGGAAAUCAGCCAGCUUUCAUCCCUGGGAGGAGUAUUAUUGACAAUAUUCUUCUUUGUCAGGAGCUUGUAAGGGCAUACCAUUUGCACAGAGGUACGCCUUUAAGAUUUGUGAGUUGGGUUCGAGCGUGUGUGACCUCUCCGAUGUUCUCCAUUAUGAUUAAUGGAUCGUUGGAAGGUUUUUUCCAUGGGAGGAAAGGACUUAGACAAGGUGACCCUUUAUCCCCAUUCUUAUUUGUGAUGGUCAUGGAGGUGCUUUCUCGCAUGUUGAACAGCCCACCUGAGAAUUUUCAAUUCCACCAGUUUUGUGAGAAGGUUAAUAGUUCGAAAGCUUCUCGGCUUGCUGCUAACAUGGGUUUUUCCAUUGGUCAUCUCCCUGUUAGUUAUCUUGGGCUUCCUCUCCUCUCUGGAAGAUUGCGAAGCUCUGAUUGUGAUCCCCUUAUUCAGUGUAUUACCAGUCGUAUUCGGUCUUGGUAUGCAAGAGUGUUAUCUUUUGCAGGUAGACUUCAGCUUGUUCGCUCAGUCCUUAGGAGCCUUCAGGUUUAUUGGGCUAGUGUGUUCAUGCUUCCUAUGAAAGUCCACAGAGACGUUGAUAAGAUCUUGAGGGCUUAUCUGUGGAGAGGUAAGGAGGAGGGAAGAGGUGGGGCUAAAGUUGCCUGGGAUGAGGUUUGUCUUCCUUUUGAUGAAGGAGGUCUUGAUGAUCGUGAUGGAUCUUCUUGGAAUAUAGCUAGCACGUUGAAGAUACUGGGUGGUCCGAUUCUGAGUG